Molecule: messenger RNA, 2085 nt
Organism: Plasmodium gallinaceum
Lineage: Eukaryota; Apicomplexa; Aconoidasida; Haemosporida; Plasmodiidae
Product: selenocysteine-specific elongation factor selB, putative
Exons: 1
Coding region: 1-2085 (694 amino acids)
Biological process (GO): selenocysteine incorporation
Molecular function (GO): GTP binding; translation elongation factor activity; GTPase activity
Source: RefSeq, a predicted model, not a curated record
AUGAUAAAUAUAAAUAUUGGAGUACUAGGUCAUGUAGAUUCAGGAAAAACAAGUUUGUGUAGAUGUUUAAGUGAAAUAUUAAGCACCUGUGCAUUAGAUAAGCAUAAACAAAGUAAAGAAAGAGGAAUAACAAUAGAUUUAGGUUUUUCUUCUUUUUAUAUAAAAAAGAAAAUUAGUAAUGCUUCCAUUAAUAGUAAUGAAGAAGAAGAUUCUUUAAAAUAUAAUUGUAAAAAUAAAAGUAUAAAUAUUGAUACAAAUAAAAAUUUUCAAAAUGAAGAAAUUAUUCAAAUAUGUUUAGUUGAUUGUCCUGGACAUCAUUCUUUAUUGAAAUGUAUUGUGAUGGGAGCAGAAAUAACAGAUAUGAUUUUUUUAGUUAUUGAUGUUAAUAAAGGAAUACAAAAACAAACGAUUGAAUGCUUAGUAUUAUGCGAAAUUGUCAAAAGUGAUAUAAUUAUAAUUUUAAACAAGAUUGAUUUAAUACCAAUAAAUGUGAGAGAAAAAAAAAUAAGUUUAAUGAAAAAGAAAAUUUUAGAUGCAUUAAGUAAAACUAAUAUAAGAAAUUUAAAUUAUUAUAUAAUAAGUGUAGCAGCAGAAAUUAAGAAAAAUGAAAAUAUAAAUUAUGAAAAUAAUAGUUUGUAUGAUGAAAAAAAAGAAGAUUCAACAAUUGAGGAAAAAAAUAUGGAAUCUUUUAAAAGGGAAAUUAUAUUUUCAAAGUGUGAAAACGAUACAACAAAAUGUAUGGAUGAUAAUUUAAAUAAAAAUAUAGACUGUUCAAGCAUAGAAAAAAAGAAAAGUUAUUCAUAUGAAAAUGAAGAUAUAACUAUUUUAAAAGAAGAAAUAAAUAAAAAAACAAACAAAGAGAAUGAUGAAAAAUUAUCGAAAUGCAAAAGAAGCUUAAAUAUAAAUUUAUUGAUAAAUUUACUAACAGAUGUAUUAAAAAUACCAUCAAGAGAUAUUUCAAGUUAUGAAGAAUUUUAUUUUUUAUAUGAUCAUUCUUUUGAAAUAAAAGGUAAAGGUACAGUUUAUACAGGAACAGUUAUAAAAGGUAUGAUUAAAAAUAAUUGCAACAUUAUGAUCUUACCAAUAAAUGAGAAAGGAAAAGUUAAAGAAAUUCAAAGUUUUAAAAAAAAAGUAGAUGAAGGAAAAAAGGGGAAUAGAUUAUCUCUUUUAAUAUCCAAUAAUAAUUUAAAAAAUACGAAAAAAAUUGAACGAGGAAUUAUUGUUCAUGAACAUUCUAAGAUAUCAUAUUUUUCUAUAUUUAUAUGUAGCGUAAAGCUAGUAGAGUUCUACAAAAAAAACAUCAACAAUGGAGAAUUGCUAACAUGUAUAAUUGGUUUUUCUUCUUCUCUUUGUUAUGGAUAUUUUUUUAAAAAAAUUGAAAACACAUAUUCCAAUGUAAAGCAAUUAAAUAAUUCCACUGUUUCAGUAAAGAGUGAAUUAAAUGAAACAAAUGUGGAUUGUAAAAAUAAAAAUUUUGAUAUAAAUGGUAAUUAUUUAUUAAUUAAUGAGAUAGAUUUUUUAGAACAGAACAAUGAAAAAGAACAAGAAAUAUAUUUUUUAGUAAUAAUGAAAAAGAAAAUUUAUUGUUUUAAAAAUGAAAAGUGUAUAUUUUUAAAAAAUGAUGAUAAUCUCAAUUGUAGAAUAUGUUUAUAUGGAAAUAUUUUAGAUAUAGUUGAUGAUAAUCACUGUAAAAGUAAUUCUUUUAGUGUUAAUAAAAAACCAGAUUUUAAUGAAUAUGAAAAUUAUAAAAAUUUCAAAAUUAUGAAAGAAAAAGAAAAAAUUGGAUUGAUAGAAAAAGUACUUGAUAAUUAUACUUUAAUAUGCAAAAAUAUAUUUAAUUCAUCUAGUCAAGUAAGUGUAUAUUUAAAUAAAAAAAUUUAUAUAGUAGAUUCGAGUUAUCAGACAAAUAAAAAUGAAUUAAAGAUCCUACAUGUUGGUCAUAUAAUGAAGCCAUUUGCAAAAAAUGGAAAGUUCGUAAUUCAAUUAGAUGAUGAUAUUUCUUAUCUUAAGAACAAUUAUAAAUCAUUUAUUGUUUUAAUAAAAUAUUAUAAAGAUAUAUUUACAAAAAAAAAAAUUUUUUUUUGA